Felis catus (domestic cat) is the source of this 2203-nucleotide messenger RNA. It is a transcript of the gene BLCAP, whose product is annotated as BLCAP apoptosis inducing factor. The transcript has 2 exons. NCBI's taxonomy places the organism in Eukaryota, Metazoa, Chordata, Mammalia, Carnivora, Felidae. The record is from RefSeq and is a predicted model, not a curated record. Bases 409 to 672 code for a protein of 87 amino acids.
UCAGACUUGGAGGGUGACGCCACCACCCACAGCCCUCUUAACUAUUUGUGUUUGGGACUGGAGAUUAGUUUCUGGGAUGCCAUUCACUGUCAAGCAGGUUGCAGACUGCACAAGAGCACGCAAGCAAGGAGGACUAAAAUCCAGCCGUUGCCCCUUUCACUGUAGAGCCGAAUCCACCCAGAGGAAGGGGUGACUUUUUCUGAUUCACACGAAGACAACAUAUGGGCUAGAGGAUCCCUGCUGCCUUGGUGAUCCCGGGCUGACAGCCAGAGAGCACAGCGGCUCAGCUCCUGGAGAGUGAGGGUUGAAGAAAGCGGAGGGCAGCUGCCUGCGCCCGCUGGCUCCCAUUGGGUCGGUUCCUGCAGCGGUGCCCGGUGGCCUUGGUGAAGGCCCUGCCCGGCAGAGAUCAUGUAUUGCCUCCAGUGGCUGCUGCCCGUCCUCCUCAUCCCCAAGCCCCUCAACCCCGCCCUGUGGUUCAGCCACUCCAUGUUCAUGGGCUUCUACCUGCUCAGCUUCCUUCUGGAGCGGAAGCCUUGCACGAUUUGUGCCUUGGUUUUCCUGGCAGCCCUGUUCCUCAUCUGCUAUAGCUGCUGGGGAAACUGUUUCCUGUACCACUGCUCUGAUUCCCCGCUUCCGGAAUCGGCGCACGACCCCGGCGUUGUGGGCACCUAACAGCCUGCCCUGUUAGCUUUCCAAGGAAGCAGAAGAUGGGAGGGGAGGCAUUGACAUAGGUCAUAAAGCAUUGGAGUUUCAAAUCCCGCAGCCCCGCGGGUGCCACAUUCCUGACGGCGCCUUUUUUGGCCUGUGAUGUUUUAUCCUUAUAAUGUGAAUAAUGGCACUGACCGGUGCUUUUAUUGUAGAGUCCUAUAGUCGUGGGUGGUCUUGUGAUUGUGUGUGUUCUGUCCCCAUCUCGGUUCCUCCCCUUGCUCCCCAAGGCUGGCAGGAUGGUCACCCCCCUCGCCUCAUUCCUGCGAGGAGUCUGCACCCAUCCUGGUCAACCGUCCCAGCAUGACCUGGGCAGAUAAAAUGCCAGUCUCGUCACCUCUGUGACCCCUCCUUGUCAGGGCCUCUUCCCUUCCCAGAAUGUUACCAACCCCUCAGUCCCUCUCCUGGUUUCCCUUUAGUUCUCUUGCGCCCCUUUCCUUUUUGGGGGAGCACCUGUCCAAGACAGGGCUCAUUUUUGCACUUAUCUCGAAUUUAAAGAGAUUGCUGACGCCCGAGAGCCUCGCUUUUUCAUCCUUCUUUCCCCGGUCAGCAGGCUAGACAGAAACAUGUCUUGACUGUUUGUUGUCCACAGAUCUCCAGUAUUUUCUCCGCUUCAUUUUUAAGAAAGAAGUAACAGAUGCUUGUUGCUCUUUCACCUGGGUUUCUGGGCUCAUGCUUACCAGCCCAGCCUCGCUUUCUUUGCCCUUCCUCCUGCCUUUCUCAACUGUCCCGAGGAGGGGGGGCCUCAUUGUGUCUCCUGUGCAUGCUCUGCAGGAUUGAGGUGUGGUGUGUCCACGUAGAUCUAGCAGUCCCCAGCUGAGUGAAUGGAAGAGUACUUGUGUGUUUUUUCAUAACAGCCAUGAUCCCCUUGAUAGGUGUUUGAAUAUAUUUUGGUGUGCCGUGAGUGUGUGUGUGUAUGUGUGCGUGUGCGUGUACAAAUACAUGUGUAUAUUCCUUUUAAAGAAGCUUUAUCGAACGUGUUCUGAUUUUGAGGUUUAGCAAUAGCUAGCUAUAAUAGGUGCCGCUGCAGUUUUUAUUUAGCAUGGGGAUCACAGGGUGACCAGCACGCUGGACUCCGAGGUGGUUCAGACAAGACAGAGAGGAGCAGUGGCCAUCAUCCUCGUGCCAGGAGCUCCUUCAGUCCUGCGCAUAUAGACUGUACAUUACGAAGAAUACACAGGAAGACUUUGUGACUGUCACUUGCUUUUUGCUUUUUCUGCGCUUCAGUAACAAGUGUUGGCGAACGAGACUUUCUCCCGGCCCCCGCCCACCGGGGACUAGCAUGGUUGUCCGUCCAGUCUAAAUCAUCCAUCCUUCUCUUGCCUGAGUGGGAAGGGCGGUGGGCCAGGCAGAGGACAGAACUGGAGGCAGUCCAUCUAGGGAAUGGGACCGUGAGGCCACACUUGUGGAACAUUUGGACUGCCAUUCUGGAGCUUUUAUUUCUGGUGUGUUCGUUGCACAGCUGUUUGAAAUGUUUAAUAAAGCUUUAUAAACUUUA